AUGGCUGGUGGCGACAGAGGCAGGAAACCCAAGCACCAGGCCCGACGGCACCGUGUUCCUCUGGAGAUCGUGCUCAUGGAGAAGGUGGGCUCUGGCUGCCGCUCAAUCAUCCAGCUCCUCGACUGGUUUGAGCUGCCUGACAGCUUCCUGCUGGUCAUGGAGCGCCCGGAGGCAUCUCGGGAUCUCCUGCACUUGCUGCUGGAGCAGGAGCUCCUGAGCGAGGAGGUGGCGCGCUGGCUUUUGCGCCAGGUGCUGGAGGCCGUGUGGCACUGCACCGCCUGCGGCGUCCUGCACCGCGACAUCAAGCCGGAGAACCUCCUCGUGGACCCGGAGAGCGGCGAGCUGAAGCUCAUCGACUUCGGUUGCGGCACCUUCCUCCAGGAGCGCGCCUUCACACGAUUUGCCGGAACACGCGUGUACAGCCCACCCGAGUGGAUCGGCCUUGGCUGCUACCACGGCCAUUCGGCCACCGUCUGGUCCCUGGGUGUGCUGCUGUACGAAAUGGUCUGCGGGAGCCUCCCCUUCAGGGACGACCGCGCCAUCGUGUCGGGGCAGCUCGUCUUCCGGCGCCAGGUCUCUCCAGAGUGUGAACAUCUGGUCCGCUGGUGCUUGUCCAAGCACCCCGCCGACAGGCCAGAGCUGGAGCAGAUCUUCUGGCACCCUUGGGGCACAGGAGGCGGCGAUUCCCACACGUCGGAAGCCAAGCAGGCGAGGCACAAGGCCGGCUGGCCUAAACUGGCAGCUUCUCGGGGCGAGAGCAUGGAAAAGGAAGCUGUGUACCCCGUGGAAUCCAGGUCAGGAGAAUACGCAGAUGCUUCUUGCCACGGUGGGGAGAAAUCUGCUGUGGGGAAAGCUCAACUGGAGAUGCAGGCGGCCAGAAAUCAAAAGAGGGGGGCACAAUAA
Oenanthe melanoleuca is the source of this 903-nucleotide messenger RNA. RefSeq names its product serine/threonine-protein kinase pim-3-like. Gene Ontology annotation, biological process: negative regulation of apoptotic process; regulation of mitotic cell cycle; protein autophosphorylation. Gene Ontology annotation, cellular component: cytoplasm. The coding region runs from base 1 to 903 and encodes 300 amino acids. Gene Ontology annotation, molecular function: protein serine/threonine kinase activity; ATP binding. Lineage: Eukaryota; Metazoa; Chordata; Aves; Passeriformes; Muscicapidae. The transcript has 5 exons. The record is from RefSeq and is a predicted model, not a curated record.